Schistosoma rodhaini is the source of this 2232-nucleotide messenger RNA. The record is from the annotation of a GenBank genome assembly. NCBI's taxonomy places the organism in Eukaryota, Metazoa, Platyhelminthes, Trematoda, Strigeidida, Schistosomatidae.
UUGGAAAUAACGCACAUAGAACAAACCUCAAGGUCAUCAUCGGAAACAGACAUUCCAGAUGAGUAAUGUGUUGACUCGUGGCCGCCUUUCACACUCGUUUUCGAACUCUGACCAAGAUGCUUUCGAAAAUGCAAUUAUUCGAGUCGGCAUAGAUUUCCAAGCUGACCUUCCGCCUUUCAAUGGUGAACCACCUCCAAGCGUUUUGAAUCAACCAGAUCGGGGAGUUGCUUUAUGGCUUCCAAUACCUGGAAGCUUCCAUAAUCAGUUGGAGGAAUUCUUGAAUACAGCUACUGAAAAAUAUGGUUAUUCAGAAGAACAAGCGCUUGCUUUACUUACAUGGCAUAAAAUUGAUUUUGAUCAUGCCUUAGCAGAUUUAUGCAAUUUUAGUCCAAUCAAAUAUGAAUGGACAAUAUCUGAACGAAAAAUAUUUUUUAUAUCUAUCGACUAUUAUAAUAAACAAUUUCAUCAAAUAAAAAAACUUUUUCCUAAUCGUACUGUCAAUGAAUUAAUCCUAUUUUAUUAUCUGAAUAAACGCAAUCAACAAACAUUGCAUGAUAUGGGUUUAUUUGGACCUAAAUGGUCUAGUUUAUAUAAACGUGGUUAUUUAAUCCCAGGCAUUUUACCACCACCGGAUAAUGUCCCUGUAAAGACAUUGACCAAUAAUCAUAAAAAAUAUACUAUCGAUUUAGAUAUGAAUGAUCCGGUCGAUGCAGAAAUCAAACGUUAUUUUGAUACUUUGUAUGGUUGUGUAUUGCCGGAAUCGGAAGAAUCAAAUCAAGACACCGAACCUGGUGGUGGUGGUGCAUCAAGUAUGCAAUCGGAUUCUGAGGCAGAAGUGCGUACACCAUCUUCUUCCGCAAUAGCAGCCAAUAUUGAAGGGAGUGAACAAGUAUUAGACUAUGAACAGAGUAAAGUAAGAAAAGAUUCCAACGGACCUGGUCGUAGACGUCGAAAACAACAUGGUGUUGGCGGUAAAAGUCGAUCUACCACUGCAGGAUUUAUUUUAUCCCAAUCAUCAUUAAAUUUAUUACCAGAUGAUUUUAAUCCAACAAAUCGUUUAUCUGUACGUAAACAUGCACGUUUUGAAGAAGAGAUUGCAGCUGUAACAUCAGCCGCUAUAACUUCUAAUAAUAGUAGUCAUUUACGUGAGAACAACAAAAUGUCAGCUGAAAUGCAUACCGGUAUUAAUCCUGGUGUACGUAAUUCCAGAAGAGGUAUUUUUUUUGCUGCAACACCACAUACCAUAAGACCAACAUUACCUUCUGGAGUGUAUCAUUCACAUAGACAAUUUCUUCGAGUAUGUCAUUACACAGCUGACCAAUAUAAUCAAGAAAUCGAUCAGUUGAAUAGUACAUUACAGACAUUAUGUAAACAAGUUGAUGAAGGGAAUAAGCUUGCUCAACGAGAAACUCAACUCCUGAAUGGUAUCACUUCGUUACGACCUCCUUCACUGCCUAUUGAUCCCUAUUGGAGUCCAGUGGAUAUACAACUUGCUUGUCAUGCUAUUGGUAAAUUAGGACGUGAUUAUAAAGGUAUCGCUGAGUGUUUAUUAAAUAAAACUCCAAGUAUGGUAGCUACAUUAAUAGAAAUGCAUGGACAACACUUGAAUUUGAAUCAAUUAGCAUCAAUGGCUCCAAUUAUCAUGCUUUAAUAACAUUUUCUCUACAUACAUUUAUAUAAAUACUUCAUUUAUAAAUAAUAAAAAAGAGAACGAGUUAUCCAGUUUCUGCAAAUGUUUUCCGUGUUUUGUUGUUGUUGUUGUCAUUCCAGAAUCUGGUUCUAAUUCCUCCCCCCCCUAGUAAUACAAUGAUUAGUGUAUAUUUUCUUUUUGACUUAAUGUAUUUUGUUAAUAACAUCGUUUCUUUUUGUGAAUAGAAUUCACCUUCCAUAGUUUCUCGCUGUUUUUUCUUCCUUUUUGGUUUUCGUUUAUAUUAUUCCAUCCAUAUCGUUUCAUCUUAUGACCUAUGUUGCUUGGUUUUAACACAUGCACACAUACGUACAUACUCACACAUAUACAUACAUACACAUAUGAACACAUAUACACUUACCGUACAUAUAUUCAUUGUUGAGUUUGUUCCCCUUGUUUACAUGUUUCCACAUUUUGUUGUCUGUUAUUUUUCUUCUAUUUUUGUUUUAGGUUUCUUUAAAUAAGUUUUAAAAAGGAUAAUGAGUUCGAUAGGGAUAAUUUUUAUAGAAAUUUUAAAGAAUAUUGUAUUUUUUUUGUGACAUCGA